ACUAUAUCGAAAAGCAGCAGAAAUUUGUAUUUAUACACGUGAGUUUAAUUUGAAUAAAAAUGGUUAGAAAAUUAAAAUAUCAUGAACAGAAGUUGUUAAAGAAAGUUGAUUUCAUUUCUUGGGAGGUAGAUAAUAACUUACAUGAAAUAAAAAUCCUGAAAAAAUACCAUAUUCAAAGAAGAGAAGACUACACAAAGUAUAACAAACUGGCCCGAAAUAUUAGGGAAUUAGCUAGGAAAAUAAAAGAAAUAGAUCCUAAACACCCCUUUCGUACAGAGAGUAGUGCACAAUUGUUAGAAAAAUUAUAUUUAAUGGGAUUGAUUCCAACGAGGUGGGACCUUAGUCUAGCAGAGAAAGUUACAGCAUCAUGUUUUUGUAGGAGGAGGUUAGCCGUUGUUAUGGUUAGAAAUAAAAUGUCCGAAACGAUUAAAGGAGCAACAAAGCUUAUAGAACAAGGCCAUGUAAGGAUUGGCCCUGAACUAGUUAAGGAUCCUGCUUUAUUAGUAACCAGAACUUUAGAAGAUUUUGUUACUUGGGUAGAUAGUUCAAAGAUUAAGCAACAUGUUCUAGAAUAUAAUGGAAUGAGGGACGAUUUUACUUUAUGAGUGGAAUCAAUAAUUACCUGUAUAUUGUAAAGACAUUAGAUACUGCAAAAUAUUUAAUAAAAAUAACUUUUGUUUA
This is a messenger RNA of Anoplophora glabripennis (Asian longhorned beetle), 681 nucleotides long. Its product is annotated as U3 small nucleolar ribonucleoprotein protein IMP3. Gene Ontology annotation, cellular component: small ribosomal subunit; Mpp10 complex; small-subunit processome. Lineage: Eukaryota; Metazoa; Arthropoda; Insecta; Coleoptera; Cerambycidae. Gene Ontology annotation, biological process: rRNA processing. The record is from RefSeq and is a predicted model, not a curated record. The coding region runs from base 60 to 605 and encodes 181 amino acids. The transcript has 4 exons. Gene Ontology annotation, molecular function: structural constituent of ribosome; rRNA binding; snoRNA binding.